UCUUCGUUCCCGGUGGUAACACGCGAAAAACUAUAGAGCACAAAGCGAUUGGGUGCCACGCGCGUCGUGUGGAAAAUUCGUGUCACACUCUUCCACCCGAAAGCCAUGAUGAAACAUCAGGCUUUCACCAAGCGUUGAAUACCAUUUCGGAAUUCGAAAUAAGAAUUAAAGAAAAUUCUCGGCGAAUAGCAUCGGUGUCUCUGUGGGUGUCUCGCGGGUGUGUAUGUUUUUUUUGCGUGAGGACAGGCACAGUUUUCCAUUCUUCAUAUUUUCCAGUGUCUGUUUCGUAAUUUCCACGGUCGCCGUCGUCGUCGUCGCUGCGGGAAAAGAACAAACGCAAAAGGGAUAGAGUGUGCUCACAAUAAGGUGUGGGGAGAGUGAUAAUUUCGUCACGGUCAAGCGUCGGUGGGAGCGAACGCCUCCCCGCAUAGUAUAGUAAUUGUGAUCUAUUGUAGUGUAAUUAAUCAAACGUAAAUGAAUAUAGUUCUGUGCUAGGAUACCUCGAAAAGCGCCACAUUGUCUGGUGAACGGAUUGGGGUCGGUACCGCCGAAAUUCCGCGAAUUUCGCUGAAGGUGGAGUCAGGUGAUAAUUGAUCCAACACAGAAGCUAUGUAGUAGCUGGACUGCGUUGUCGACGAACGCAGCACCGAACCUAUUCGUGCAGGCGAUGCUUAUCGGACCAAGUUUGCUUCAAAACUACUUAGAAAGGCUGCAAUAAGGAUAGCAUGCUUCUGUAAAAUGCCCUGCCAUGGCACUGCGCGGUUGGCGACUCUUUGGGUUGGCCGGUACCAUUCUGGUGUACAUCGGCGGUAUUCUGUUUCUGUCCUUCGUCAGCCUACAGAGUCCGCAGCAGAAGCGUAACCAUGCACGGGGGUAUGGCGAGUUCGAAACCCUCCGAAACAGGGACCUGGGACUGCUGGGCAAGAAACCACCCCUGCAAUGGUGCACCGAGCUCCGCUACAUGGAUAGCCCUCCACCCUCACCGAAGGCCUACAAGCUGCUGCAAACCUUCCCUGGGCAUUUCGUGAAAAAGUUCCAACCGAUCCAACAGUUUAGAAAAGGUGAACCACUUCACGAUCCCCAGCUGCAACCACCACAACGGCACAACGAUGUCAGCAUCAAACACAGCCCGCAACGGUCAGCCACGGCGGCUGAGUUCCAUUCGUCUUCGCAAUGGCCUAAUAGUAACAGCAACAAAUUUGAUACCAAUAAGAUAACAACUAGUGAUAGAAUAGUAAACGAUGGGCACCAGAAGUCUUCCAGCAACAACGGACGGGAACUGACGGCGCUGGUGUCUUUUCCCGGUAGCGGGAACACGUGGCUGCGGUAUCUGCUGCAGCAAUCCACGGGUGUUCUGACCGGAAGUGUGUACAAAGAUUAUGGCCUACUUAAAAGUGGUUUUCCGGCAGAAAAUGUUGCUAAUUCAUCGGUCUUGGUAGUAAAAACGCACGAAUGGGGUCCACAGGCAUGGGCCGUAUACGGAAAAGCUAUCCUGCUGGUCAGAGACCCUGAAAAAGCAAUAUUAGCCGAGUUUAACCGCCAGAGUGGUGGCCACGUAGGAUUUGCCUCGCCCGACCGAUACCGACGAACCAAGGGUCGGUAUUGGACGCAAUUUGUUAAAAACAAACUAUGGGCCUGGGAGCAGACCAACCUGUCCUGGGCGAAAAAUUUUACCGGUGAAGUGAAACUAAUCUUCUAUGAUGAUCUGGUGGAGAACGUCGAGGGAACAUUACGGAGUAUCCUUAAGUUUCUCAAGUUCCCAAUCAACGAUGAGCUUCUAGCAUGUGCAUUGAUGCGCAAAGAAGGAAUCUACCGGAGGAAGAAGCGAAUCUUGCAGUUCGACCCUUACAGUCCAGCCAUGCACGUAGCGAUUGAUGAGAAACGGGCCGAAGUGUACGCCGCCCUGGGACGGUUCCGAUCCUACUAAACAACCCUAGUCAAAUCGCACAAUGUAGACCAGCCCUACUGCAGCGAACAAAUUAAGCACCAAACCAAUUCUAGUCAUUCUUUUCGAUCAUUACUUAGUAGUUUGUUAAGCAAUUAGGAAAGAAACAACAACGUCUACCAAUGGAACAACCAAUAAUGUCAGUUUUGUAGAGAUAUUUUAUCGAACGCUUUCGCACUUGUUUUCCAAAGAUAACCAAUUUUAUUAAAUUUUAGUUUUACGUAAAACAAAGUCAGGUUAAACGCUGACGAAUGAAAAUGAAGUACUCGCGUAGGAAUGCAGUAGCUAUAAGUGAACACGUUGCGAUAUUCACGUAACUGUAGAUAUGUAUAAGCCGUAUCAGCUCGCAAACUCGGUAAUUUGUACAAGAAUGAAGUGAGUCUAGUCAAAAAAGGAACAAGGUUAAGCUACCAAUAUACAAAACAAAUUACCGCAUUUAAUCGUAGACAAGACACAGAACCGAUACAUUAUCGUAGUGGACAUUAAUAGAGAAGAGUUUGUGAAACUUGUAAGACUUUUAGAAAGUAUGUGGAAUGGAUUACUCAAACAAAAUACACAUACGUAGGGGAGUAGAUUUUUCCGCAACAGAUAGCGAACCACAAAUACAAAAGAAAACACAAAAAAAACAAAAGAACUACCAGCAACAUUGUUUAUGAAAUGUUUACAUAACCGUCAGUUAGGCAUAUACAUUUGAGUAUUAAACAAAUAGAAAUACAAUGCCAAGGCAAUAACUCAAA
Armigeres subalbatus is the source of this 2682-nucleotide messenger RNA. RefSeq names its product WSCD family member AAEL009094. Gene Ontology annotation, molecular function: sulfotransferase activity. The transcript is spliced from 7 exons. The record is from RefSeq and is a predicted model, not a curated record. Bases 749 to 1927 code for a protein of 392 amino acids. NCBI's taxonomy places the organism in Eukaryota, Metazoa, Arthropoda, Insecta, Diptera, Culicidae.